ACUUUUCCAUCAUAAUCAUCAUUUGCCUUCUUUUUCUUCAACUUUUUCUCUGAUCAUUACUUACCUCCAAAAGAAUCAAUCAAAUGGCAACACCAAAUGGAUUUUUCUUGGCUACAAUAGUUAUCUCUUGCUUGUUGGGUUCUAAUCAUGGCUUUGAGUUUUUCAAAGACCUUAAAAACACCCUUGUUGUCACUGCUACCCCUUCUUCAAAAGAAGUUCUUAAAGCUGGUAUUGACAAUAUUACCAUAACAUGGGGAGUUAACCAGACUGGAGUUGACUCGGCCUAUAAGACCAUCAAGGUGAAGUUAUGCUACGCGCCGAUCAGCCAAAAGGACCGCGCCUGGAGAAAAACUGAGGAAGAGUUAGAGAAAGACAAGACUUGCCAAGUUAAAAUUGUUGCUAGGCCUUACAACGCUGCUAUCAAGAAGGAAACUUUCACAUGGACAAUCGAACGUGACGUGCCUACUGCUACGUACUUCGUACGCGCCUAUGCUCAUGACGCUAAUGACCAUGCAAAGGCUUACGGACAGAGCACAGAUGUUCACAAGACUACUAAUCUUUUCCAGAUUCAGGCAAUCACCGGACGACAUCUGUCGCUUGAUAUUGCAUCAGUUUGCUUCAGUGCUUUCUCCAUUAUAUCCUUGUUUGGAUUCUUCUACAAUGAGAAGAGGAAGGCCAAAAACUCUCAAUCUAAGUGAAGAAAUUAAAUUUGUCCAAUUUUAUAAGCUUACCAAUGGAUUAAUUGGGUUUGCAUGGUUUUAAUUUGUAUGUUUCUUGUAUUGCAUAUUAGGGUUUCACAUAUUUGAUUUGUCAGUUCAUACUUUUGUAAUGGGGAAAUGCUUAAUCUUUCUUGUUUUACAAGCAAUGUCUGAGAAAGUUUAUUUAACUUCUGCUGAUUGUGUAAUAUGUUCAAUAAAAAUGUUUAUUGAUUA
Mercurialis annua (annual mercury) is the source of this 932-nucleotide messenger RNA. Its product is annotated as high-affinity nitrate transporter 3.1. The transcript has 2 exons. Gene Ontology annotation, biological process: response to nitrate; nitrate transmembrane transport. Gene Ontology annotation, cellular component: plasma membrane. The coding region runs from base 84 to 698 and encodes 204 amino acids. Lineage: Eukaryota; Viridiplantae; Streptophyta; Magnoliopsida; Malpighiales; Euphorbiaceae. Gene Ontology annotation, molecular function: nitrate transmembrane transporter activity. The record is from RefSeq and is a predicted model, not a curated record.